AUGCCCACCGAUACAAAGAGAGUUGAUGCUGAUGCAUCAGAGCUACUCUCUAGUCUUUCAUUAUCCAAGUCUGGAGAUAAACCAAAGGAAUCAAAAGACAAACCAAAAGAAUCAGGAGAUCAAGAUGCCCCAGCCGAAAAGCUAGUGGAAAAAGUGACCGAAUCACCCAACGCAUCAUCCAACGAAUCAGCGCCAACAUCCAGCUCUACAGAGUCUACUGAGACAAAGACUGAGUCAGAGACAAACUUAAUAUCCAACCUGUAUGAGGUGCAAGUUAAAUUAGCCGACUUGCAAGCUGAUCCAAACUCACCACUAUAUUCGGUAAAAUCUUUUGAUGAGCUUGGACUUAAGCCAGAGUUGCUCAAAGGUUUAUACGCCAUGAAGUUUAACAAACCAUCGAAAAUUCAAGAAAAGGCGUUGCCGUUGUUGAUUUCAAACCCACCGAAAAACAUGAUUGGACAAUCACAAUCAGGUACUGGUAAAACCGCUGCAUUUUCAUUAACCAUGUUGUCUCGCGUUGACGAAAACAUCAAAGAACCACAGGCCAUAUGUUUGGCUCCAACAAGAGAGUUGGCAAGACAGACAAUGGAGGUGAUAACCACAAUGGGGAAAUUCUCAUCGAUUACUACCCAAUUGGUUGUUCCUGAGCUGGUACCUAGAGGACAAAACGUUCAUGCGCAGAUUAUUGUUGGUACUCCUGGGUUGGUGAAUGACUUGGUUAAUAGACGACACAUCAAGGUUGAUCAGGUCAAGGUGUUUGUACUUGAUGAAGCUGAUAAUAUGUUGGAUGCACAAAACUUGGGUGAUCAAUGUGUCAGACUCAAGAAGAGAAUACCGCAAACGGCGCAAUUGGUAUUGUUUAGUGCAACGUUCCCAGUUCAAGUUAGAAAAUAUGCUGAAAGAUUUGUUCCCAAUGCAAAUUCGUUAGAGUUGAAGCAGGAGGAGUUGAAUGUUUCCGGUAUCAAGCAAUUAUACAUGGACUGUAAUUCAGAGGAACACAAGUUUGAAGUCUUGUGCGAAUUGUAUGGAUUGUUGACCAUUGGAUCUUCGAUUAUCUUUGUUGAGAAAAAGGAAACCUCGGAGAAGUUAUGGCACAGGAUGAGACAAGAGGGGCACAAGGUUUCAUUAUUGCAUGGUAGUUUGCAAGCCGGUGAUCGUGAUCGUUUAAUUGAUGAUUUUAGAGAAGGUAGGUCCAAGGUUUUAAUCACGACCAACGUUCUUGCUAGAGGUAUUGAUAUUGCCUCGGUGUCAAUGGUGGUUAAUUACGACUUGCCAGUUACCGGACCACAGCGAGAAGCCGAUCCUUCCACUUAUUUGCAUAGGAUUGGAAGAACUGGAAGAUUUGGAAGAGUUGGCGUUUCUGUUUCAUUUGUCGCAAGCGCACAUGAUUUGAAGGUGUUGCAAGACAUUCAAGCAUAUUUUGGUGGUAUCGAAAUGACUAGAGUACCAACAGACGAUUGGGAUGAGGUUGAGGAGAUUGUGACAAAGGUUAUAAAGAGUAAGUAG
Lodderomyces theae is the source of this 1506-nucleotide messenger RNA. It is a transcript of the gene DBP5, whose product is annotated as ATP-dependent RNA helicase. Lineage: Eukaryota; Fungi; Ascomycota; Pichiomycetes; Serinales; Debaryomycetaceae. Gene Ontology annotation, biological process: poly(A)+ mRNA export from nucleus. The coding region runs from base 1 to 1506 and encodes 501 amino acids. The record is from RefSeq and is a predicted model, not a curated record. Gene Ontology annotation, cellular component: cytoplasmic stress granule; nucleus. The transcript has a single exon. Gene Ontology annotation, molecular function: RNA helicase activity; ATP binding; RNA binding.